Molecule: messenger RNA, 282 nt
Organism: Elephantulus edwardii (Cape elephant shrew)
Lineage: Eukaryota; Metazoa; Chordata; Mammalia; Macroscelidea; Macroscelididae
Gene: CCL5
Product: chemokine (C-C motif) ligand 5
Exons: 3
Coding region: 1-282 (93 amino acids)
Biological process (GO): chemokine-mediated signaling pathway; immune response; positive regulation of T cell chemotaxis
Cellular component (GO): extracellular region
Molecular function (GO): CCR chemokine receptor binding; chemokine activity
Source: RefSeq, a predicted model, not a curated record
AUGAAGGUCUCCGCUGCCGCCCUCACCGUCCUCACCGUCCUCACCAUCACCACCCUCUGUGCACCUGCGUGUGCCACUCCAUACGCUUCGGACACCACACCCUGCUGCUUCUCCUACAGCCCCCGCCAGCUGCCCCGUGCCCACGUCCAGGAGUAUUUCUACACCAGCGGCAAGUGUGCCAACCCAGCAGUCGUCUUCGUCACUCGAAAGAAGCGCCAGGUGUGUGCCGACCCAGAGAAGAAAUGGGUGCGGGAGUACAUCAACUCUUUGGAGAUGAGCUAG